AUGGCGGCGGAGGAGCCUCAACAACAGCCGGAGCCCGUCGGGGGGGACACGGACGGAGUGAAUUGUUUGGCCUACGAUGAAGCCAUAAUGGCCCAACAGGACCGCAUCCAGCAGGAGAUUGCUGUCCAGAACCCUUUAGUCUCGGACAGGAUGGAGUUGACUGUCCUGUACAAGGAGUACGCCGACGACGACCAUAUAUACCAGCAGAAGAUCAAGGAUCUGCUGAAGAAGUAUUCGUUCAUUCGGAAAACGAGGCCGGACGGGAACUGCUUCUACCGAGCGUUUGGCUUUUCCCACCUGGAGGCUCUACUGGAGGACGGCAAGGAGCUGCAGCGCUUCAAAGAAGUGGCGGCGAAAAGCAAAGAAGUGCUGGUUGCCCAAGGCUUCACGGAAUUCACCAUUGAGGACUUCCACAACACGUUCAUGGACCUGAUAGAGCAAGUGGAGAAACAGACCACCCUGGCCGAGCUGUUGGCCUCGUUCAACGACCAGAGCACCUCAGAUUACCUUGUCGUCUACCUACGGCUGCUGACGUCCGGCUACUUGCAACGAGAGAACAAGUUCUUUGAGCACUUCAUCGAGGGAGGACGGAGCAUAAAGGAGUUCUGCCAGCAGGAGGUGGAACCCAUGUGUAAGGAGAGCGACCACAUCCACAUCAUUGCCCUGGCCCAGGCCCUCAACGUCUCCAUCCUGGUGGAGUACAUGGACCGGGGCGAGGGCGGGACCACCAACCACCACGUCUUCCCCGAAGGCUCGGAGCCCAGAGUGUAUCUACUGUACAGACCGGGACACUAUGACAUCCUGUAUAAAUAGAGGGGGUGGGAGCGAGGCAGGGGGCUGGCCAGCCAGCU
Protobothrops mucrosquamatus (brown spotted pit viper) is the source of this 851-nucleotide messenger RNA. RefSeq names its product OTU deubiquitinase, ubiquitin aldehyde binding 1 (gene OTUB1). Bases 1 to 813 code for a protein of 270 amino acids. Gene Ontology annotation, molecular function: ubiquitin binding; cysteine-type deubiquitinase activity. The transcript has 7 exons. Gene Ontology annotation, cellular component: nucleus. The record is from RefSeq and is a predicted model, not a curated record. Lineage: Eukaryota; Metazoa; Chordata; Lepidosauria; Squamata; Viperidae. Gene Ontology annotation, biological process: negative regulation of double-strand break repair; protein K48-linked deubiquitination.